GAGCGCACAGACGCGCCGCCACAGAAGAGGAUCUUUGCCCCUCAACCGGGCUCCGAAACACCGGAUAAACUGCGCGAGCGAGGAGUCUGCAGGGGUGAGUCGAGGACAAGGACUAGAUCUGCAUCUGCCCCAUCUGUCCAUCAACGGACCAAGUGGCCUCGGUGCCGGGCCGCCACUCGGGUCACCUCGGGCGCGACGGGCGCCAAACAAUAAAAGAUCUUGACCCCAGGCGUCCCUCGGGCUACCUGCGCAAAGCAAAUAUUUGAGGCCACGAUAUCUAAUUUCUCCAGGCUGCCGUCACUGGAACAGUGAAGGGUGUCGUUGGGAAAGAGAAGGAGAAAAGAAGAAAAAGUGCGUGGGGGGUGGGGGGGUGGAAGUAACUUUUUCAAAGUGCACCCUUGCCUGCUAUUUCUGCUGCGGUGUGGGCAGGGAGCGUCCCGUUUGGGAGGGCUCGAAGGCUGACAGAAAAAGGACUUCCCUGUGCCCUGCCCGCCCAUCCACAUGCCUGUGUAAAUACUGGAUAGAGAUAUCAAUUUGUCUGAGCUCAGCAAGCAGACUGUAAGCUAAGAGGUUACAACAAACGUGGACUUGGUGGUCCCCUGAAUUUCCACCCAUCUAAUACUUGAGAACUUUUUUGAACCCUGGAAAGAAGUUUCAACCCUUGAAAACCUUUUGCAAACUGCCAACAACUGCUUUCCGGGGGGGGGUGGGGGGGCUGCAGUUUUGAUGUCUUUCCCAGCUCAAUAAACCAACAUGAAGCCCCUGACGCCAGCUGGGUCCCCGUCUCCUCUGAGGCUCCUCAACAAGGGUCCGGACUACCUGCGCAGACAGAUAGACGGCGGGGGCCACGGCCGCUCAAUCAGCGCCGUGGAGAGGCUCGAGGCGGACAAAGCCAAAUAUGUCAAGAGCCAGCAGGUGAUCAACGCCAAGCAGGAGCCCGCGCUGGUGCCAUGCGCCACCCCUCCGCCGCAGCGAGCCGCAUCCGUCCCCGGGAGCCCGGCGCCUCGCCUCGCCCCGCGGCGCUCGUCCAACGCCGCCUUCUCCACGCUCUCCGGCUCGUUCGCCUCGAGGGACGAGAAUGAAAACUACGACUCGAGGAAAGAGAACAGACGGACGUCCGUGGACGUCGAGGCGCACAACAGGAGCAAUGCGAGCAACGUGCUGCGCCCCGACCCCAGGACGCCCGGCAACAACUCUUUGGUGGCGCCGCACAGCGCCCCCGUCCUCAGGAGAAGCACGGGGAAGCGCAUGCUGAGGCCCGACUCCCUCCUGAUCUACCGACAGAAGAAAGAGUGCAAGAGUCCCAACGGCGCCGCGGCGGGAGAGAACAACAACGCGGAAGUGAGGGGCUACAGUUUUGUCCGCCGCCUCUUCCAGGGCUCCACGAGGGAGAAGGGAAGCGGAGGCGAGGGCAGAAUCCAGAAGAUGGUGAUCGGGGAGGAGAGAGCGCCAUUGCGGGAUGGAGACUCCCGAAUGUCUUGGACGAACGAGAAAGACGCCGCGGACGGCGGACCGGGAAGCAGGAGGUCGAGCAAAACCGAUCACGAGCGCAGCCCGGGGUCCGCCCCCAGCCCCGGGUUCGGCUCCACGCCGGAACGGACCGAGAACGGAAGCAACGGCGAGGGAAUCUCCGGUGGCGGACGCUCGUUUCACCGCGACGACGAAAACGACCCGUGGAGGCGGGCUUCCCCCCCACCGGCACCCAGGCGGAGCCCCGGGGCGCUGCGGCGCUCCAAGUCGGACCUGCGCCUGCGCUGCUCGGCGGCGUUAUCGGAGCAGGAGCUCUUCUUCGCCUUCUGCGGCCUGGACGUGGACAUGGUGGAUCGCCUGGGUCGAACGAACUUCCUCUCGGGGGCCAGCUCCAUGGGCACGCUCUCGCUGGCCCUGCGCAGCGUGGACGGGGACGACCGCUCGGAGCCCAGCGAGUUCUCGCAGCACUCGGGAGACGGGCUGUUCCAGGAGGAGCUGGCCGAGCAGCCGCCCGCCGGCGUGUCGAUCAUCGAGAGGAACGCCCGCGUCAUCAAGUGGCUGUACGGGUGCAGGAACGCCGCCCGAGAGGGACCCAAAGAGUCGACCGUUUGACCGCGGGACGAGGAACCGUGUGCCGUGGAGUGCAGGGUCAGGGUUAGGGUUCGAGAGCGCCCUCUCGACCAAAACAAGCGGAUGUUACCUGAUAAAGACCUUUACUCUUCGUGUGGAACUCUUCCGUUGAGGUGCACUUUGGACAAAAGGCUCAAGAAUUGAAUCUUCAUUGAAUAUCCCUAGAAUUUCAAAAGCACCACUAUGGGCUGUGAUUCCCAAGGAAGUUGGGGGUUUUUCCACGCAGUGACAUAUGAUAUUUCUUUAUAUUUCACUGUCAGCUUCAGACACUCCUCUCUGCACGUAGGGUUGGCACUUCACGGCACAUGACUCCCUCUUGUCUCCAGCGCGCCCAAACUCCAAAGAGACCGUUACUUUGAACGGCAGGACAACAGCUUCUAGGUUAUGUUGUAUUUAUAGAUGUAUUGUUCGGGUAUAUAGACCGGCCCUACUGGUGAAUGGAACCAAACCCCCCACCCCAAUGUUUUAUUGUGUGUGUGAGUGUGUGCGUGCGUGCGUAUAGUAGACGUUGUUGUCCUCUUCAAUUUGUUGCUCCUUUUCAGUUAUUGACCGAAUCUGAUCUGAAACCAGUCAAGUGACCACCUACGAGGCACAUAAGUGUAUGUUCGUCAUGACACAGUGGACACAGUUAGUGGACCAACACUUGACUAAAUUAAAAUGGAAAACCACUAAGAUAUGUUUUUUUUUUUUCUGAACUGGAAAACUGUGGCGUGAGUGUGGAGUGAACCGUGAGUACCUCAUUCGGAUCUGUCCCAGUUUUGUGUUGCCAUUUUCUUGUUGUUGUUACUCCUUUAACGCAGGCGUUGGAAUAAACAUUAGGCGCCCCUGUGGGGCUGUUAAUGCACUGAGCUGGACAGAGAGAGGGGGGAGUGAACGAUGUUAAAACACUGAGCUGGAUUCAAAGACGAGCAGCCACGCCGGGCCAGUCAGUUUUCUUUUUUUCAUUGAUUCUCACAGAGAGUAUAUCCAAUAAUCCCUCGUGACACAAGCAUUGAUUACCACGGCUAUUGCUUCACAUAUGUUCAGUGCAAAGAACGAGCACAGGGGGACAACUUAAAAGUCACAAAACAAGCAUGAUACGUUUACCUCCAACAGGUGAAGGUUGAUCAACCGUCUGAAGGUUUUCAGGAUGUCACUCGACCGUCUUUCAGAUCCAUCGCAGGCCGUCUCCGAUCAAAAGGAGCCUUCUUUCCCCGAUAGCCACAGAUCCUACCUCACUUCAUCCUUCAGCGAUUCUCACUUUGUCUCCAUGAAAGGAUGCCAGGGAAAUAUGAACAGGGGGCGUGCAGAGGUAUGCAGAGGUUAGACUGAGAGGUAUUCUGGGGGGGACAAUUUCUGUGUAUGUACGUGUGAUCAAUUACCACAAUUAAAAUACUUGCAUCUUUAAUGUGAUUUAUGUUCUGUAUUCGUCAUCAGCAUGGCACACUCCUGAGAUCCCUUCAACCUGAAUUUUUCUUUUUUUGUUCUCUUAUUAUUUAAAAUCAUUUGGUUGCAUGUUUACAAAGUGGCUCUGUGAAAUUCUGAAUCUCUUUAUUUUAUUUGAUACAUAUGAGAGAUUUAGUUUUAGUAUUCCAAAGAGUUUUGUGUAUAAUGUACACAGCAAAUAAACACAAAUAAUGAAGUAAAAGUCUGCAGGUAAUAUCUUUGUUGUCUUUCUUGCGUUUUUUGAGAGAUCUGCGUAGGAAUUUGGCACAUUGCUAAAUACAAAAAGCAGAAAGGAAAAGCAGCGAGUGUUGCUCUUUAAUCUUCUCGGGAGUAAUGGUGGGCUGAGUCAGUGUUGUGACGCUCGUCUGGUCCUUGACUCCUCGUGGCCUCCCUCCACCACCUCGCGUCUCAUUUUUCACAUUAUCUCAAGUGGCUACGCGCUAAUCCUUUUAGCAUUCCCCGAACGGUUUGCUCCUGAGUGAGAGCUGCAACAGGUUGUGCUUGCAGACAAGAAGGCCUCUG
Pungitius pungitius (ninespine stickleback) is the source of this 4047-nucleotide messenger RNA. It is a transcript of the gene fam110d, whose product is annotated as family with sequence similarity 110 member D. The record is from RefSeq and is a predicted model, not a curated record. The transcript has 2 exons. Bases 754 to 2082 code for a protein of 442 amino acids. NCBI's taxonomy places the organism in Eukaryota, Metazoa, Chordata, Actinopteri, Perciformes, Gasterosteidae.